CAAUUGACAAACUCAGUUGCAAAAUGGACUGCUGUGGACUGUAUGCCAGUGAUAGGCUGAUGGUGAAUGAAAUGGAAAUAAAGCAAACAAUAUAUUGCCUCAUAAAGCUAUUUUUGGUUGCUUUUGUCUAAUCACUCGUCUGCCACAACAGCUAAUUUUUUUGCAUUAACUAAAUUAUUAUAUUUAUAGAAAUUAUUGUUAUUAUAUAUAUUAUCAUAUAUUGAAUCAUCUUUAUUUGGAUGCCUUUCUCAGCAAUUAUUGUUACAGGUCUCCAGACUUGACUAUGGAGCCAUUUCCUCCUAAACUGAAACAUUUAGUAGCCAUACUGCUGUUUUUGUUGCCAAAUUACAGAAUUGCUCGAUGGUUGUUUGGAAGGAAGAUAGAAACCGUAAGAAAGACCGCUAAAAACCAGUUAAUCAGCAGUUUUAAAAAUCAACUAAUUUAUUAAAAACAAAUCUUCUUAAUCUUUCAUUACUGUGACAGAGUGGCUCAGGCACAAAAGCUACAAGAGUCCAAAUUGAACUAAAUCCCAGAUGCAGUUUAUUGUGCUACCAUAAUACCAGAAAAAAAAGAUUUGGUACAUAACACGGGAAUCGUAAUUAUGGACAAGCCCCAAAUACUGGACUCUUAUUUUCAAAUAUCUGGGCUCCCAGGUGCUCUCACAAACAGAUGAGGGAAACAAAAUGUGCACUCGUCUCUUACAAUCAUCGUGUAUUACAAUGUAAACUCUAAUUCAUCAACAGUCCAUCAUCAGCAAUGGCAUGAUACAAAUGUCUGGUAUUCCUGUUGUCAGUUGUGAACUCAAUGAUGGUUGAUUCACGAUAUGAUUUGCUGAGAAAGUGACUAAUUCAAACUGCUUACCUCAGGUCCUGAGCUCAAACCCGUUUCGAGAAUCUUUUCAGCUGAGUCGUUAAAAAACGACCCUUUUCAAAAGAGUCAUUUGUUUGCAAAUUGGACAUCAUGGCUCGCGCUGUGCUUGUUGUGUGCAGCGAGCCCAUCUCAACAGAAAAGGGUGAAAAGCGGCGAAAGGCAUACCGGCGUGCGAUCUAAAGAUGUAAUUCAUUAACUUACAAGAUGAUAUCUGACAAAAUCAUAUAUGAACACUCACAAAGUGUUGCUGAUUGUCGCCAAUGGCGACUAUAUUUUUAAUUAUUUAAAUUACGCAAUUAUUUAUUUUGUGUUGUUUUUGCAACCAUUUUAGUCGCAGUCUGGAAUAUAAGCUAGCCAAAAUAAGCUAGCCAUUAAUUGUGAUUUUAUUAUUCAGCAUUUUGUGUAAUUAAUUUGAUUAAAAUAUUUAAUCAAUUGACCUAUAAUUUAUAUUUUUCUAUUUAUUAUGUUUUCUGAGCAAUACACAGAGAUAUUAUCAGGUGUUCAGACUGAGCAGGUUAAGCCCUUCAGCGAAGUCCAUGUAGCGAUGCGUCAUCAUGGGACCAGAGAUGAUAAAGGAAAUGAUAAUCCGAUUCCCUAGUGAGAUCUCUAUGAUUAUGGAAUAAAUAAUUCUCUGUACGUGUUGGACCUGUUGGCAUUAUUUUGGGUUAUAAGACUGUAUCACUCCCAUACAGGGCAUUUUACAGUAAUUCUGAAAAUAACAAUAGUAUUAUUGGUAUUACCCCCAGAAUUUUCGUUCAGUAAACAAUAUCAGCUCUGAGUGAGCUGGAGCAUAAAAGGAAGACUUGGAUUAACUGCCUCUUGGGAUACAAGCCAUUUGUCACUCAAUCAUAUUAGCUUCCAGUAUUGCCACUCAUUCAUUCUGUUUCCCACAUCACAAAUUAUAUUUAGGUCAUCAUAUACUACGUACUCCCUGUUGAUAAUAUUGUGUUGACUAAGCACUUCAGCAUUUAAGGAUUUUGUUGUGAUUGAACACCGAUGUUUGGGGAUAGACAGCUGAAGUAUUUGGGUAGUCUCUACAGUUUCCUUCAGUUCCCAACACAGGAUUCUAUUUUAGUCUUACUCUUCGGAACUGCCAUUCCAUGUCCCUGACCCCACCACCAUUGUUGGCAGUGUUUUUGGAUGUGUUUUCACUUUAUGAUUGAUCUGUGUGGCCUCUCUUUUUUUUUUUUUUUCUUCUUUCUGAUGCCUCUUUUCUGUUCUCAGCUCUCUUUGGAUCCAUUUCUUUUGCGGAAUGCAGAGCCAAACGGGACAUAGUUUGGGCUUAACCAUACAUUUCUGAUAGUGAAAUCUUGAAUACAAAUGGGACUUGGAGUGCAGUCAUGGUGCAUUAAACAUCCUCAAUGUGAAAGAUAGUUCCUUUAUUCCCAUUCACUCAGCAAAGCCCACUAUGACUGGCACAAGCAACCACUAUUUAUGAGGGUGUCAACAAGCCUACAAUGAAAGAUCACCAAGCAAUCCGAGGAGGACAGAUGAAGGUGAAGUAUGUUUAUGAAGACACCUACAACCGGAAAGUAGGCGGUGUGAGCCAGCACAAUGGCUCAAGCCAUGUACCAGCCAAGCCCCAACCUGUGAUCUCCAAAGAGAAAAGUGUGGACAGUAACAGUUCUAUUAAAUCCUCAGAGAGCUCAACAAAAGUCACAAAGCUUGCCACCCCAAUGACCCCAGAACAAGCCCUCAAGCAACACAGGCAGCAACUGACCACUUUGGAGCAGCAGGAGAUCCACAAUUAUCCUGAGAUCUUUUUCCUGGGACCAAAUGCCAAGAAGAGGCAGGCAGUGGCAGGGGGCACCAACAACUGUGGAUAUGAUGACGACCAGGGAGGUUACAUUCAUGUACCUCAUGAUCAUCUUGCCUAUCGUUAUGAGUUUCUCAAGGUAAUCGGCAAAGGUAGUUUUGGACAGGUGGCAAAGGUUUAUGACCAUAAGUUACAGCAGCACCUUGCCUUGAAGAUGGUGCGCAAUGAGAAGCGCUUUCAUCGGCAAGCUGCGGAGGAGAUCAGAAUUCUGGAGCACCUGAAGAAGCAAGAUAAGACUGGCGGUAUGAAUGCAGUCCACAUGUUGGAGAAUUUCACCUUCCGCAACCACAUUUGCAUGACUUUUGAGCUGCUUAGCAUGAACCUGUAUGAGCUCAUUAAACGCAACAAAUUCCAGGGUUUUAGUCUGCCGCUGGUACGUAAGUUUGCACACUCUAUUCUCCAAUGCCUGGAGGCUCUCCAUCGCCAUAAGAUCAUCCACUGUGACCUGAAACCAGAGAACAUCUUACUGAAGCAGCAAGGCAGGAGUGGCAUCAAGGUCAUUGAUUUUGGCUCCAGUUGUUUUGAUCACCAGAGGGUCUACACUUAUAUCCAGUCCCGUUUCUACAGGGCGCCAGAAGUCAUCUUGGGUUCUCGAUAUGGUAUGCCUAUAGACAUGUGGAGCUUUGGCUGCAUUCUGGCAGAGCUGCUAACAGGAUACCCUCUGUUUCCUGGAGAAGAUGAAGGUGACCAGCUGGCCUGCAUGAUGGAGUUACUGGGCAUGCCCCCUCAGAAACUGCUGGAGCAAGCAAAGCGUGCCAAGAACUUCAUUAGUUCCAAAGGCCACCCACGCUACUGCACAGUCAGCACGCUUGGCAAUGGCACCAUAGUGCUCAAUGGGAGUCGUUCUCGCAGAGGAAAAAUGCGAGGUCCCCCAGGCAGUAAGGAGUGGAUGACAGCCCUCAAGAGCUGUGACGACCCCACAUUCAUUGACUUUCUGAAGAAGUGUCUGGAUUGGGACCCUAGUACUCGAAUGACACCUGUUCAGGCUUUGAGACACCCCUGGCUCUACAAGAGACUGCCCAAGCCUGCACCUUGUGGAGAGAAGUCAAUGGUGCCCAAAAGGAUCACAGAGCACAGCACCUCUUUCCCCACCAUCACCUCCAAGAUACCACCUGUCAUGGGCCCAACCAACAACAAACUGCGGACCACCUUGAUGGGGGACUCCAAUGGAAGUAUACCCUUGCGCACAGUGCUGCCAAAGCUCGUUUCAUAGGGAUUCCUUAGAUUUUCAGGGAUUAAAGACAUAUUUGUAGCAGUUUUCGAAGUGGAUUUUUCUUGUUUGUUGGUUUGUGGAUUUUUCUAAAUGAAUUUCAAAACUAUGUUUUGACUUUUGAUUUUUAUUGAAGUGUAACUAGCAAAAAAAAAAGCUAUUUUAUACAAUAUGUAACUAACUAUACCAUGUUUUAAUCAAAUGGCCUUUGGAAAGGAGUGUGGAAUUGAACAUUUUUAUCUGGGCUGUUUUUUUUUACAACUUGGUCUGGAACGGAAUGCUGUUGAUUGAGGUGGGUGAAAUACUAAUGCUGACUGCUCAUAGUCCUGUCCUUUCUGAGGUUUCCACUGCUCUGGUUCAGACAAACUUAAAACGUUUGCAUCUUUAAGGGCUGUUUUUAGGUGUGUGUGAUUCUUAGCAUUUUUAAGGGCUUUGAGUGGAAUUUUUCCCAUUUUGAAUUCUUCAAGCAUCUGGCUCUAAUCUAGAAUUAAAACCCUGAAAAUAAUAUGAUCAUAAGUUAUUAUAAGCAUCUACAGAAAACUUGAUGCUUGAUAAUAGUCUUGAUUUCACUAAUUCAGAACAACACAUUGCUAGUUUUAUUCUAUUUUAAGAGUAUACUUCCCAUUAACUUGUCCUGUUCCUUGGUUCCCCUCACCCCAGUGUGUCAUGGAGAGUUUAAGGCCUCGCAUAUUUCAGUCCAUAACACUGUUUAUUUUUGUAGAAGUUGUUGCUUUGGAUAAGUCACCCUAGAGCAAGAUGUAAGAAAGUUAGACUUGUUUGUGAGUGGCAGAGUAACAGUUGCCUAUGUCAUUUAGGGCCUCAAUGCUAUUUGAAGGCCAAGCCCAUUCCUUUAAAGUGUUGGGAAAGAUGGGCGCUACUGCUAUUGCACAGGUGUUGGAGUGUUUUUAUUAGUGCGACUUUGAAAGAUAUUGAUCAGGUUUUACUUGAAGGCAAUUGGCAGGAUCACGUGUUUGCCUGUACAUGUAAAUAUGGGUUCUCCAAAGCUAAUGGUGGGGGAAGGGAAUUGCACGUUUGCAGUGUUUUCAGUACCAGUGUGCUGUUUGCCCUGAGCAAUGAUAGAUACCAAACAGCCAGUGUGAGGCUGUGACCUGAGCAAAGUUGAUAAACAUGUUCACUGUACAGGAUAAACAUGUUCACUGUACUGGACAAAUACAGAAGCCUCUCAUAAAGUAGAUGACCACAUUGCCUUUAAGAUAUUUUUUCAGUCCUCUUAACCACAACCUUGUCCUCAAUUUUGAUCAACCAUUUCACUUUUGUUUUGUUCUAUUUAGCCUGUUGUGACUACAACAACCGCUGUAUACACAGUGUUGGUGUGGGAAAAGAUGACAUUACGUGCACAUGGGCAAUUCCCCUCCCCCAAAGCUUAACAUCAGGAUAUAGAGAGGUUAUUUCUCACCGUCUGCUGACUGACUCCAUUUGAGAGUGAUGUGGUAUUGUGUAGUCUGGAAUAUCUCUACAUAGUGACCUACAUUCUUCCCCUCUCACUCUUCCUCAGUCCUUGAGGUUUACAAGACAGCAUCCUGUUCUUUAUACAGUUGAGCAAGCAGCACAUUUACCCAACUUGUUUGGUGAUCAUUCAUAAUGGCGUUGGUCAGUGUCUUCACUUUGAGUAUUUCUUAUUAGAGGGUCUCUGGCAGACUAUUCUGUUUUCCAGUGAAAUAGUUACUCUUAGGAUGAAAGUUUUUUAUUUUUUAUGAUCUAUUGUAAGCAUGUUUAUUGACACUGCCUCACUUUUUCUAGCUUUGAAUUGAACACUGAAUUGUUGCAAGGUAAGACACUAAUCUGCUAAUGGACUGUGAAACUGAAAGGUGCUUAACCCAAUGGCCCUGACAGGUGCAUGCAAAGCAUCUGUGCAGUGUGCACUACCUGGACCAAGGUUAGAAAUAAGGAAACCAGACAAUUGGUUGCAAAAGUCCCCUUAAUUGAAAAAAAAAAAACUUAUGGUAAUUUCCAUUUUACUAUAUUUUGAAAUCGCCUCUUUCUCAGGCAUUAACCCCAUUAUGAGGUUUAAUGGAGAUUUACAUAUGAUUCCACAUGUCUAGCAGGUGCAACGACAAUUAAGCACUCAAAAUAAGAUAGGUGUCAGGAGAUAGCUUAUAUAUAGCUUUAGAUACAUUGGUGCUCACAUUAAGUCCUCUAUAACGUUUCUGUCCAAUCAUAAACAAUUUUGGGUUCAUACUUCAUCUCCCUCAAAGUUUCGAUGGUUCAGUGUCCUCUUGGAAUAUAUUAGGGAAAACCGCAGUUAAUGAGAAGUAUCCAGGCAAAAGUGGUGUAAAAGUUGUUUUUGGUGUUGUUUGUCUACCUCUUUUUCUCUAUCUACCUUCUCUCCAGCACACAAAUAACAGCAUCUCGCUCACUCGGCAUCUUCCUGCUUUGCUUCAAUGUCCCUGCCUGUUUCCAUUAACAUGAAUUUUUCACCAAAGCAUCUGUUCACGUUAUUGUUUCUCUUUGGUUUGUCUCCGUGCGUGGACCCCUUGGUAUAAGGGGAAUCUACUUCUGUGCCUUUAACUGAACAUACUUGGCUAAAUCAUCAAGGCUCAGCACGGGUUGACUAAUGUUUCUCUUCCAGAUUAAUGGUCAGGUUUUUGUACUACUAUUAGUUCACCCUUUUAUAGAGUUUUUACUGUUAUUCAUAUUUUACAGAGAGAUAAAAGAGAUAACGCUGUAAUUUUCCUUUAUUGAUGUUUGUCAUUUGAUUAUGUGGUUCACAGAGCAUGGUACAUACAGAACGCAUGAAAGUAAGUGACAAACGAAAAGGAGUAAAUGAAGACUUACAUGAUAAGAUGUAAGUAGCCAAAUGAGCUUGUAUUAGUUUCUUGAAUGAAAAAAAAAAAAAAUGAAAUAAAAUCAAUAU
Myxocyprinus asiaticus (Chinese sucker) is the source of this 6771-nucleotide messenger RNA. RefSeq names its product dual specificity tyrosine-phosphorylation-regulated kinase 2-like. Gene Ontology annotation, biological process: positive regulation of cell cycle G2/M phase transition; peptidyl-serine phosphorylation; peptidyl-threonine phosphorylation. The coding region runs from base 2328 to 3899 and encodes 523 amino acids. Gene Ontology annotation, molecular function: ATP binding; protein serine/threonine kinase activity; protein serine/threonine/tyrosine kinase activity. Lineage: Eukaryota; Metazoa; Chordata; Actinopteri; Cypriniformes; Catostomidae. The record is from RefSeq and is a predicted model, not a curated record. The transcript is spliced from 2 exons. Gene Ontology annotation, cellular component: nucleus.